GGAGGUUCCCUGAGAUGCUGUAUGACUCAUAGAAAUCAGUCUAUGGCUCCUUUAAAACUCACUGUCUGAAAGGUUGAAAUAGCGUCUUCCCUUUUCUCUAGGCAACUAAGCAUUACCUAAAACUCCCUGGGACUAAAGCAAGCCUCAGGGAAUAUUCUUUCUGUCACACCUUAUGUAAUUGCACCAGUGAAGUUAAUUGAGCUGCUUUUUGAGGAGCUCCUGUAAAAGGCAUUUAGUUUUAUGUAAACAGGGAGGUGCUUUUGUAGCAGACGUGCUGUUCAUCUAGUGCCUCUUGCUGCAGCCCUCCCGUCUAGCUCUGAUGGGGGCCAUUUAAGCUGAAUGAAGUAGAACGAAUGCACUUGGCCACGUGGACCAAUUGCAACAUCUGGACAGGUGAGCGCUGUGGGCUAUGGGAUGGAUGAGGUGGAGCAGGACCAGCAUGAGGCCCGACUCAAGGAGCUGUUUGACAGUUUUGACACGACGGGCACAGGGUCCCUGGGGCAGGAAGAGCUCACCGACCUUUGCCACAUGUUGAGCUUGGAGGAAGUGGCCCCAGUGCUGCAGCAGACGUUACUUCAGGACAACCUCUUGGGCAGGGUACAUUUUGACCAGUUUAAAGAAGCAUUAAUACUCGUUUUGUCCAGGACUCUAUCAAAUGAAGAACACUUUCAAGAACCAGCAUCUGUGGGUGUCAGCUGCCAACAAGUAGCUCGGGUGUCUGGGACGCUCCUGAAUGCUCACAAGCUGACACACUGUCUUCUGAUAAAAGACUGCUCACUAGAAGCUCAGCCCAAAUAUGUUAAAGGUGGGAAGCGUUACGGACGGAGGUCCUUGCCUGAGUUCCAAGAGUCCGUGGAGGAGUUUGCUGAAGUGACGGUGAUUGAGCCACUGGACGAAGAAGCGCAGUCUUCACACAUCCCAGCCAGUGACUGCAGUGAGCACUGGAAGACACAACGGAGUGAGGAGUAUGAAGCGGAAGGCCAGUUAAGGUUUUGGAACCCAGAUGACUUGAAUGCUUCACAGAGCGGAUCUUCGCCUCCCCAAGACUGGAUAGAAGAGAAAUUGCAAGAAGUGUGUGAAGAUUUGGGGAUCACCCGUGAUGGUCACCUGAACCGGAAGAAGCUGGUCUCUAUCUGUGAGCAGUACGGUUUACAGAAUGUGGACGGAGAGAGGCUUGAGGAAGUAUUCCAUAAUCUUGAUCCUGAUGGUACAAUGAGUGUAGAAGAUUUUUUCUAUGGUUUGUUUAAAAAUGGAAAAUCCCUUACACCAUCAGCAUCUACUCCAUACAGACAACUAAAAAGGCACCUUUCCAUGCAGUCUUUCGAUGAGAGUGGACGACGUACCACAACCCCAUCGGCAAUGACGAGUUCCAUUGGCUUUCGGGUCUUCUCCUGCCUGGAUGAUGGGAUGGGCCAUGCAUCUGUGGAGAGAAUACUCGACACCUGGCAGGAAGAGGGCAUUGAGAACAGCCAGGAGAUCCUGAAGGCCUUGGAUUUCAGCCUUGAUGGAAAUAUCAACUUGACAGAAUUAACACUGGCUCUUGAAAAUGAACUUUUGGUCACUAAGAACAGCAUUCACCAGGCAGCUCUGGCCAGCUUUAAGGCUGAAAUCCGGCAUUUGCUGGAACGGGUUGAUCAAGUGGUCAGAGAAAAAGAGAAGCUACGAUCUGAUCUGGACAAGGCCGAGAAGCUCAAGUCUUUAAUGGCCUCAGAGGUAGAUGAUCACCAUGCGGCCAUAGAGCGGCGGAAUGAGUACAACCUCAGGAAACUGGAUGAAGAGUACAAGGAGCGAAUAGCAGCCUUAAAAAAUGAACUCCGAAAAGAGAGAGAGCAGAUCCUGCAGCAGGCGGGCAAGCAGCGUUUAGAACUUGAACAGGAAAUCGAAAAGGCAAAAACAGAAGAGAACUAUAUCCGGGACCGCCUGGCCCUCUCUUUAAAGGAAAACAGUCGUCUGGAAAAUGAGCUUCUGGAAAAUGCAGAGAAGUUGGCAGAAUAUGAGAAUCUGACGAACAAACUUCAGCGAAAUUUGGAAAAUGUGUUAGCAGAAAAGUUUGGUGACCUCGAUCCCAGCAGUGCUGAGUUCUUCCUGCAAGAGGAGAGACUGACACAGAUGAGAAAUGAGUAUGAGCAGCAGUGCAGGGUAUUACAAGACCAAGUAGAUGAACUCCAGUCUGAGCUGGAAGAAUAUCGUGCACAAGGCAGAGUGCUCAGGCUUCCCUUGAAGAACUCACUGUCAGAAGAACUUGAUGCUAACAGCGGUGGCAUUGAGCCCAACCAGGGGCGCGGUUCUGAAGAAUGCAACCCAUUGAAUAUGAGCAUUGAGGCAGAGCUGGUCAUUGAACAGAUGAAAGAACAACAUCACAGGGACAUAUGUUGCCUCAAACUGGAGCUCGAAGAUAAAAUGCGCCUUUAUGAAAAGCAGCUGGAUGAAACCGUGGUCAGCUGCAAGAAGGCGCAGGAAAACAUGAAGCAAAGGCAUGAGAACGAAAUGCACACCUUGGAAAAACAAAUAAGUGACCUUAAAAAUGAAAUUGCCGAACUUCAGGGGCAGGCUGAGGUGCUCAAGGAGGCACAUCAUGAGGCCAUCUGCAGGCAUGAGGAGGAGAAAAAGCAGCUGCAAGUGAAGCUUGAGGAGGAAAAGGCUCACCUGCAGGAGACGCUGAGGCUGGAACAUGAGCUGGAGCUCAAGGCUAGACUGGCACAGGCGCAGGCCAGCUUUGAGCGGGAGAGGGAAGCCCUUCAGAGUAGCGCCUGGACGGAAGAGAAGGUGAGAGGCUUGACUCAGGAACUAGAGCGGUUUCACCAGGAGCAGCUAACAAGCCUGGGGGAGAGGCACACUCUUGAGAAAGAGGAGUUGAGAAAAGAGCUCUUGGAAAAGCACCAAAGGGAGCUUCAGGAGGGAAGGGAAAAAAUGGAAACAGAGUGUAAUAGAAGAACCUCUCAGAUAGAAGCCCAAUUUCAGUCUGAUUGUCAGAAAGUUACUGAGAGGUGUGAAAGCGCUCUGCAAAGCCUGGAGGGGCGCUACCGCCAAGAGCUGAAGGACCUCCAGGAACAGCAGCGCGAGGAGAAAUCCCAGUGGGAGUUUGAGAAGGACGAGCUCACCCAGGAGUGUGCAGAAGCCCAGGAGCUGCUGAAAGAGACUCUUAAGAGAGAGAAAGCAACUUCUCUGGUCCUGACCCAGGAGAGGGAGAUGCUGGAGAAAACUUACAAAGAACAUCUGAACAGCAUGGUCAUCGAGAGAGAGAAGCUGCUCCAAGACCUGGAAGACCUAAGAAAUGUAUCUGAAACCCAGCAAAGCCUGCUGUCUGACAAGGUACUCGAGCUGAAGAGCAGUCACGAAAGAGAACUGAGGGAGCAUGAGGAGGUCCUUUGCCAGGCAGGGGCCUCGGAGCAGCUGGCUAGCCAGCGGCUGGAAAGACUAGAAAUGGAACAUGACCAGGAAAGGCAGGAAAUGAUGUCCAAGCUUCUGGCCAUGGAGAACAUUCACAAAGCAACCUGUGAGAAAGCAGAUCGAGAAAGAGCUGAGAUGAGCACAGAAAUCUCCAGACUUCAGAGUAAAAUAAAGGAAAUGCAGCAAGCAGCAUCUCCUCUCUCCACACUUCAGAGUGGUUGCCAGGUGAUAGGAGAGGAGGAGGUGGAAGGAGAUGGAGCCCUGUCCCUGCUUCAGCAAGGGGAGCAGCUGUUGGAAGAAAAUGGAGAUGUCCUCUUAAGCCUGCAGAGAGCUCAUGAACGAGCAGUGAAGGAAAAUGUGAAAAUGGCUACUGAAAUUUCCAGAUUGCAGCAGAGGCUGCAAAAGCUGGAGCCAGGGGUAGUCAUGUCUUCCUGUUUAGGUGAGCCAACUACUGAGUUUUUUGGAAAUACUGUGGAACAAACAGAGCCGUUUUUACAGCAAAACCAAAUGAAGCAAGUAGAAGGUGUGAGCAGGCGGUGUGUCCUAAGUGACCUGGGAGAUGAUGAGGUCCCGGACCUGGGAAGUACAGGGACAAGCUCUGUUCAGAGACAGGGAGUCAAACUAGAGGAGUCUGAAGCUUCAGUAGAGGGUUUUUCCGAGCUUGAAAACAGUGAAGAGACCAGGACCGAAUCCUGGGAGCUGAAGAAUCAGAUUAGUCAGCUUCAGGAACAGCUGAUUAUGUUAUGCGCAGACUGCGAUCGAGCUUCUGAAAAGAAACAGGACCUACUUUUUGAUGUUUCUGUGCUACAAAAGAAACUGAAGAUGCUUGAGAGAAUCCCUGAGGCUUCUCCCAAGUAUAAGCUGUUGUAUGAAGAUGCGAGCCGAGAAAAUGACUGCCUUCAGGAAGAGCUGAGAGUGAUGGAGACACGCUUCGAUGAGGCACUGGAAAAUAAUAAAGAACUCACUGCAGAGGUUUUCAGGUUGCAGGAUGAGCUGAAGAAAAUGGAGGAAGUGACGGAAACAUUCCUUAGCCUGGAAAAGAGUUAUGAUGAGGUCAGAAUAGAAAAUGAGGAGCUGAAUGUUCUGGUUUUGAGACUUCAAGGAAAAAUUGAGAAGCUGCAGGAAAGCGUGGUCCAGCAGUGUGAUGGCUGCUUAUGGGAAGCCAGUUUAGAGAACCUGGAAGUCGAACCUGAUAGAAAUACACUUGAGCUCAAUCAGACACUGGGAGAGUGUGUGCCCAGGGUUAGGAGGGUACAUCAUGUCAUAGAAGAAAGUAAGCAAGAAAACCAGUACCUUGAGCAGGGAAAUAAACAGCUCUUGGAAAAAGUAAAAGCACAUGAAAUUGACUGGUUACACAGAACAAUUCAGACACAUCAAGAAAGGCCAAGAGUACAGAAUCAAGUUAUACUGGAGGAAGAUACUACUUUCCUAAGUUUUCAAGACAGACAUUUUCAGCAUCAGGCCACAAUAGCAGAAUUAGAACUGGAGAAAACAAAGCUACAGGAGCUGACUAGGAAGUUGAAGGAGAGAGUCACUACUUUAGUUAAGCGAAAAGAUGUACUUUCUCAAGGAGAAAAGGAGGAAGAGCUGAAGGCAAUGAUGCAUGACUUGCAGAUCACGUGCAGUGAGAUGCAGCAGAAAGUUGAACUUCUGAGAUAUGAAUCUGAAAAGCUUCAAGAGGAAAAUUCUAUUUUGAGAAAUGAAAUUACUACUUUAAGUGAAGAAGAUAGCGUUUCUAACCUGAAAUUAGAGAAAUUAAAUGGAUCUCAGGAAGAAAUGUGGCAAAAAACAGAAACUGUAAAACAAGAAAAUGCUGCAGCUCAGAUGAUGGUUGAAAAGUUAAAGAAACAGAUUUCAGAAUUAAAAAUAAAAAACCAGCAGUUGGAUUUGGAAAAUACAGAACUUAGCCAAAAGAACUCUCAAAAUCAGGAAAAACUGCAAGAACUUAAUCAACGUCUAACAGAAAUGCAAUGCCAGAAGGAAAAAGAGCCAGAAAGCAGUACAUUGGAGGAAUGGGAAGAAGAGAAGUUUAAUCUGAAAGAAGAACUGGAGCGUUGUCAAGUGCAGUCCUCCACUUUAGUGUCUUCUCUAGAGGCAGAACUCUCUGAAGUCAAAAUACAGACCCAUAUUGUGGAACAGGAAAACCUCCUUCUCAAAGAUGAACUGGAGAAAAUCAAACAGCUGCACAGAUGUCCUGAUCUCUCUGACUUCCAGCAAAAAAUCUCGAGUGUUCUAAGCUACAAUGAAAAACUGCUGAAAGAAAAGGAAGCUCUAAGUGAGGAAUUAAAUAGCUGUGUUGAUAAGUUGGCAAAAUCAAGCCUUUUAGAGCAGAGAAUCGCAACGAUGAAGCAGGAACAGAAAUCGUGGGAACAUCAAAGUGCGAGCUUAAAGUCACAGCUGGUGGCUUCUCAGGAAAAGGUUCAGAAUUUAGAAGACACUCUGCAGAAUGUAAACCUGCAAAUGUCCUGGGUUAAAUCUGACCUACGAGUGACUCAGCAGGAAAAGGAGGCUUUAAAACAAGAAGUGAUGUCUUUGCAUAAACAACUUCAGAAUGCUGGUGGCAAGAGCUGGGCCCCAGAAAUAGCUACUCAUCCAUCAGGGCUCCAUAACCAGCAGAAAAGGCUGUCCUGGGACAAGCUGGAUCAUCUGAUGAAUGAGGAACAACAGCUGCUUUGGCAAGAGAAUGAGAGGCUCCAGGCCGUAGUACAGAAUACCAAAGCCGAACUCACGCACUCCAGGGAGAAGGUACGUCAACUGGAAUCCAACCUUCUUCCCAAGCACCAAAAACAUCUAAAUCCAUCAGGUGCUGUGAAACCCACAGAGCAGGAAAAAUUGAGCUUAAAGAGAGAGUGUGAUCAGUUUCAGAAAGAAAGAUCUACUAACAGGAAGGUCAGUCAGAUGAAUUCCCUUGAGCAAGAAUUAGAAACAAUUCAUUUGGAGAACGAAGGCCUGAAAAAGAAACAAGUAAAACUGGAUGAGCAGCUCAUGGAGAUGCAGCACCUGAGGUCCACUGCGAUGCUUAGCCCCUCCCCUCAUGCUUGGGAUUUGCAGCUGCUCCAGCAGCAAGCGUGUCCGAUGGUGCCCAGGGAGCAGUUUCUGCAGCUUCAACACCAGCUGCUGCAGGCAGAAAGGAUAAACCAGCACCUGCAGGAGGAACUUGAAAACAGGAUCUCCGAAACCAACACACCACAGGGAAACCAGGAACAACUGGUAACUGUCAUGGAGGAACGAAUGAUAGAAGUUGAACAGAAACUGAAACUAGUGAAAAGACUUCUUCAAGAGAAAGUGAAUCAGCUCAAAGAACAACUCUGCAAGAACACUAAGGCAGACGCGAUGGUGAAGGAUUUGUAUGUUGAAAAUGCCCAGUUGUUGAAAGCUCUGGAAAUGACUGAACAGCGACAGAAAACAGCCGAGAAGAAAAACUACCUCCUGGAAGAGAAGGUUGCCAGCCUCAGUAAUAUAGUUAGGAAUCUGACACCAGCGCCGCUGACUUCUACACCUCCUUUGAGGUCAUAGCCAAACCAAAGGGUACACUCAUAUUUGUGCACUUUACUGAAAUAGAUGGGACAUUUCAGUAGAUUCUCAACUUCUGUAACCUUUAUUGGCUUGAAGUUAAAAUUAAGCCUAACCUAAACUGCCAGCAACAGAACUGGAGUUUCCAUUUAUCAUAGUUUUUCUAAAUAGACCCUUAUGGGAGUUUGAAAAUAAACACUCACGUAUUUUACAACUUAAAUUAUUCCCAAGAUUUGGAUUUAUUUUAGAAUUCUAAUAGCCACCAAGAAUGUGGACAUAAUUCAGUCACCUCACAAUCCCAGUUUUGAAUGAGUUUUUGUUUUUCUGGGUUUUUUAAAUCAUUAUUACAAAUCUAUGUGUAAAGUCUAGAAAUUUAAAGUUUGAGAUCUGUUGAGAAUGGUUGUUAUGAACUUUAUUUUUAAACCAAAUUUAGGUGUUCUUACACAUUUAAAUACUGGAAAGUCAUUGUAAUAGUUUCAGUUCUUUAAAUUAAUUGGUAGACUGAAUUGAUUGGUAAAAUAUAAUUGUUUGCCUAGGAGGCAGGGCUUAAGUGAUUAUUAGCCACUGAAGUCAGACAAGCCCAAAUCUGUACAAUUCUAACCUUCUAACACCUGUGACAGUAUUGCCACUCUUUUUGUAUUAUAAACUUAGAACUAAUUUACUCAGUUGCACUCUUAACUGAUGUUAAAGCUUUACUUGCUUUAAACAGCCUUUUCUUCUUUCUCUUAGAAGUUUCAUUUGGGAGCUGGUCUUCUAAGAAAUGGAUAAAGCCACAUAAUUAAAGCAUUUCAACUGUAGGGAAAGCACUGAACAAACCACUUUGGAGUAAAUAGCUACUCUUAGAAAAGAGGGAUAAGCAGACCAUGUAGGUUUUCUGUCUCUCAAAUCUUGGAGUUCAUGAACUUACUUGAGGUUGCCUCAAGAACUCAGGGAACAAUAUUCUAAACUGUCUUCCUGAACUACUGUAGGGCCUCUCUAAGAAUUUGAAAUGUAUAAACCAUGUGACCUCAUUUAUUUGUCUUAUAUAUUCACAGCCAUAGAAUUUUUAUUUCUACAUUUUUAGUAAAUUUAAUAUUCUAGGGAAAAAAGGCCUUGAUUUUAGGGCUAAAAAACCUGAUUUAUUGAAGAGUUUGUUUAUUUAAUAUAGGUCAAAUUCUCCAUGUUUCUUAUUCCUUCUAUACCUCAAAUCUGAUUCUAAGAAUUUCUUACUUUGAUAAGCAUUGGCAUGCCACCUUAGGUGAAGGAGUGCCAAAUAGGACUUUCCAUUCAUGCUCAAGAUCAAAGCUUUAUAGAAGAGUAAACACUUUAGAUUCGGUAACCUUCUUUUUCUUGCAGUUACAGUCUCUGCUUCUAUCCACUUCCGCCAGCAGUUGGUGGAAGACUCACUAGGUGCAGGGGCACUAUUCAGACUCAUCACAACAACCUGCUUGUUUUCAUAAGACAAUAAUCAGAAAAAUUCUCUUUGAUAUAUUCCUGGAGGGCCAAGCCCAUCUGUUUACAAAAGGUUUAACAGCAAAAUCAGGCACUGCUUUUAUGGGCAAGACACAACAGAAAGCAAACUGCCCAAGAAGUCAUGAUGUCAGAAACUCAAUCUCAACAAAGUAAUUUCUGUCAGGGAACUUCAGGGUUUCUUGGGGCUUCUGAGUCUCACCAGUCAAUCCAGGAGACCUCACAGUACAAGAGCUUUGACAAGGCACUGUUUUUUGUGGGACUGGGAGUUCACACUGAUGAAACAGACCUGUGAGUCUUUGCGUAGCUCUUGUCAGAAAGCCCUCACUUUCCCCUAGAUAAAGAGGUCAUUUUCAUCCUUCCCUAUAAUUAUACUUCAAAAUCUUUCACAUCUGCUCUCAUGCCUUCUUUAGAUCUUCUGCGAUGCAAACAUUCCUAGUUGGUGUUUAACUACUUGUAUGGCAUAAGCUUUCACUUAAAACUAUGAAUUGGCCUUAGGCUAAGGACAAAAAUUAACUAAGUACCUGUAGUGUAUUUAUGUGAUAAUGUGUCAAGUUACUCCAGGUUAUUGCUGUUGGAACUGAACAAUAUUUCCCAGAUAGCUGGCCUUAGCAUGUGAUCACAUUUGUUGUAUUUUUUAAUUUUUGUCUUUUAUACUAUGAGAGGUGUAGGUUAAUUUGUUUAUUUCCUAUAAAUUUGUAUUUAUGUGUAUAUAAAAUGUACAAUGAAUGUAAAUAUGACUUUCUGGAAAGUUUAGACUACAUUUAGAGUCUGUAUUCAAAAUCAAAAUGCUGCUCAAAUGAAAGUGAAUUUAACCAACAUAUAGGUGCUUAAUUUCUCAUUUUACCUGACUUAUGAGGUUGGGAAAAAGGUCAAUGAGAAAUAUACAGAUACCUUAAAUGUAUACAUUUAUGCAACAAUUUUUGAGAAGUUGAGUGGCAAUUUAUAAUUUAGUUGGCAAUUUAUAGUAGAGCUUACAGCUUUUAAAAGACCUUUUAAAGACAUUCAAUGUAAACUGAAAAUUAUGUUUAGAUGUUGUUUCAAACUUUACAAUAGCACUCUUUAAAAUAUUAAGUUAUAUAUUUUAUAGGUAUUUAGUUGCUUGUUUAUUAAAAGCACUGAUUUUUAAGCUUCUUGAUUUAAGAACAGUUAUUUAAGAUAGUCUUAGAAGAUGGCUUCUUCGUUUCAAGAAAAGGGAAUCAAGUUUGCCUUUGUGAUAAUACAUUACACUAAGAAAAAAGAAAUGUGGAUAGCAAAAUCCACCUCUCAUCCUAUUUUGCUCUCUUCUGCUUUUCAGAAGCCUACGCUUUAGCUCAGAUUUGUGGAGGGAAGAGUAGAAGGGGAGAGUAGAACCAACCACAGCGUUUUAUUUUUCUAAAAUUCUUAUUAAAUCCAGAUUUUUAAAACUGUUUUAAAUGUGAAUUCUUCCCAGAAAAUUCAAUCCAUUGCCUAUUUAGCCUUCAGCAUAUUUUACAUAAGUAGAUCACGAAGUCAUAGGCUUUCAAGGCCUAGGAAGAGAUCUUACGGGUCUAGUAUUUUAAUAAUGCACUAAUACCCAGGGCAGAUGUGACAAACUAUUUCUUCUCUCAAAAGUAAGGGUUUGUGGCAAACUUUGUUUUUUUUUAACAUGUGAGAAAUGAAUUUUUUAUUUUGUGAUUUAUAUGAUUUUCUUUUUUGCUGAGUGAAGGAAGACAGAAAUUGUUGCUAUUGUCAGCAUCUUAAAGGUAUUUACAAUCAAGGCAAGGCUAAGUGCUUUGUGAUAGUAUUAAGCAAGUCAUGUUUUGAAUGGAUUACCUGUAAUGACACAUUGGAAUGAUAUAAUUAUAUAAGUAAUGCCAAAACCCAAGUCAAAGCCUAAUUAACCAAAGCACUCAUUUUAAAAUCAUCGUGUUUGGACCUAUCUGGACCUCUCAGCACUGUAAAGUAGUUUUGGUUUUGUGGCAUAUGAAUAGUUGUUGAACAAAUCAAAGUUGGCUUUUUGCUUUUCAGCGUUUUUGGACAAUACAAGUUAAGUUCUUAAUGGGGAGACAUCAUGGCAUGACUUAAGGGAACAUUGGUUGUGUGAAGGAAAAACUGAGAUUAUCUAAAGCCAUCUCUAUUUCUGUUCAGAUAAAGACUAAUGAGUAUGUGUUUAUAUCAGCUUAGUAUAUUUCAUCUUAGCCAUUCUAUCCUAGAAGGAUUUUAAUGUGAGCUUAAAAUGUAAAUAAAUAAUUUUGCAAACAAG
Molecule: messenger RNA, 10576 nt
Organism: Cebus imitator (Panamanian white-faced capuchin)
Lineage: Eukaryota; Metazoa; Chordata; Mammalia; Primates; Cebidae
Gene: NIN
Product: ninein
Exons: 31
Coding region: 415-6906 (2163 amino acids)
Biological process (GO): centrosome localization; centrosome-templated microtubule nucleation; microtubule anchoring at centrosome
Cellular component (GO): ciliary transition fiber; pericentriolar material; centriole
Molecular function (GO): calcium ion binding
Source: RefSeq, a predicted model, not a curated record